AGAGCCGUAGAGCGGCGCGGCGUGACUUUUGACUUCUCCCGAAACCCCCAAAGAGGCGAAGACCCAAACCCACCGACCGCCGCCUAGCCUUCCCCUCUCCCGCUCCCUCUCCGAUCACCGAGGUCGAACCCCGAGCCCCCGCCACCGUCCCGCAGCGGCACGAUGGUGACCGACGCUGCGGCGAUGGCCGUCGUGAGGGCGGCGCGGCCGGCCCUCCGCGGCGCCCACGACGGCGUCGCAUUCGCCGCCCACGCUGCCUUCCUCGCCGCCGGGUACUCGCUCUGCGCCGUCGGCCCUGCCGCGCUCGCCGACCCUUCGCCCUCAGGUGAUGAGGAGGUGGGGAUUGAUGGUUGGAACAGCAUGGAGAACUGUUAUGCCUUUUUGUACAGCAAGGAGGAGAAGGGCAAGAAGAAAAGGGUACUGGUGAAGUGUCUGGUGAUCGGUGAAGUACUUGCAAUUGAUGUCUUGGAUCUUGAGGCACAAGAUAAGAGCCCUUAUAAUAUCCAGAUUAAUGUGAAAGAUUUCUUUGUCGAAGAGCAGCCAAAGAAUUAUGGGGAUAUGUACAAGAAUUUUGCAAGCCUCAUUGAGACUGUGAACUCAAAUGUGUUGAGCAAAUUGGAUGGAGACAAUGCUGCUGCUGAGGCUGCUAAGAGCUCUGCUGCUGCUGCUGCUGCUGCCAAGAACUCUGAUGCUGAGAGAAGUUCAUCAAUACAGAGCUCUGAAGAUCCAGGUCCUAGAACUGCUGACCCUUCCGGCCUAAUUUAUCCUCCAAUAGCACCACUUGGUUCUGAUGAUCUCUACCCUGGACCUGGUGCGGGCUUCUACCCUCACAGUGGUAUUGGGAGCGGUGGCAGCAUGCUCAUUGGUCCCAAUGAUCCACGCUUCUUUCCUUCUAAUAAUCCCUUCAAUGCCCCGUUUGGUGGCCCUGGGAGUGUUCCACCAGGUGGCCGCUAUGAUCCAAUUGGCCCACCUGGUGUUCCAGGGUUUGAGCCAUCUAGCUUUGUUAGGCGUCCAAGGCGGCCUCCAGGCGGGAGCACCCACCCAGACCUCGAGUUCUUCCAGCAAGGCCCAGACUUCUGAGACUCACAUCGCACAGAGGCCGGACCUCGUCGUUCUACCCUCACGAAAUAACAUGGCAUGUUUAAAAUGCUGAGCCCUGAGCUAGAUAUCCCCGGCUUGGUGUGAUUGCAACUGCUGUAUCGCGGGUUAGUCCUAGUGCAGUUUGGCUGUAAAGAUGGAUGUGAACAUCUGUGUAUUUACCCUUAGUUCCAAACCAUCGUUUGUCAUAGCCUUAAAUGUAAUACACUUUUGUGUACAUAUCGGGUACCGGAAACUGAAAGCGAAACAUGUCGACAAGUAUUGCGAAA
This is a messenger RNA of Sorghum bicolor (sorghum), 1367 nucleotides long. Its product is annotated as probable proteasome inhibitor. The record is from RefSeq and is a predicted model, not a curated record. Bases 163 to 1080 code for a protein of 305 amino acids. The transcript has 9 exons. NCBI's taxonomy places the organism in Eukaryota, Viridiplantae, Streptophyta, Magnoliopsida, Poales, Poaceae. Gene Ontology annotation, biological process: proteasome-mediated ubiquitin-dependent protein catabolic process. Gene Ontology annotation, molecular function: endopeptidase inhibitor activity; proteasome binding.